AUGAUGAAAUGGUUCAAAAUGACUCAGAACUCCAGUCUUGGUGGAAGGAACUCAGAGAGGAAGGUCAUAGUGACAAGAAAGAUGAACCCAUGGUGGCCUAAAAUGCAGACUUGUGAAGAGCUGAUAGAAACAUGCACCAUGAUCGUAUGUCUCUCUUCAGCCUGUCAUGCAGCAAUCAACUAUGGCCAGUACUCUAUAGGUGGAUACGUCCCGAACCGGCCAAGCAUAAGCCUGCGCUUCAUGCCGGAAGAAGGCACACCUGAGUAUGAGGAGCUCAAAACCAACCCUGACAAGGCAUUCUUGAAAACAUUUACACCUCAGCUGCAGACCUUGCUUGGCAUGGCCUCCAUAGAAAUCUUAUCAAGGCACCCAGUUGAUGAGCUUUAUCUGGGGCAGAGAGACAACCCAGAAUGGACAACAGAUGCAAACAUGUUGCAAACCUCUGAGGAUUUUAGAAAGAAGCUGGAAGGAAUUGAGAAAAGAAUUAUAAAAAUGAACAAGGAUAAUAAAUUGAAGAACCGGGUUGGACCGUCCAAGAUCCCAUACACUUUGCUCUAUCCUUCUAGCGAGCCUGGACUUACUGGCAAGGGAAUUCCCAACAACAGUGUCAACAUCUAA
Prunus armeniaca (apricot) is the source of this 618-nucleotide messenger RNA. NCBI's taxonomy places the organism in Eukaryota, Viridiplantae, Streptophyta, Magnoliopsida, Rosales, Rosaceae. The record is from the annotation of a GenBank genome assembly.